CGCCCGGCCUUCAAGGCGGCUUGCUGGGAUCUCGGCCAUUGCGACCCGAAGCGAUGCUCUGGAAAGAAGCUGAUCAGGCUCGGCAUGAUGCGCGACCUGCACCUCGGCCAGCGCCAUAACGGCGUCAUCAUCACGCCCAACGGCAAGAUCGUCGUUUCGCCCGCCGACCGCGACCUCAUGGACCAGUUCGGUGCCGCCGUCGUCGAGUGCUCGUGGGCCCGCACCCAAGAAAUCCAAUGGAAUAAAGUUGGCGGCAAGUGUGAGCGCCUGCUGCCGUACCUGGUCGCUGCAAACUCCGUCAACUAUGGCAAGCCGUGGCGUCUCAAUUGCGUCGAAGCCCUUGCCGCUGCCUUUUACAUCUGUGGCCACGCGGACUGGGCCGAGCAGAUCCUCGAGCCCUUCUCAUACGGCGCUUCGUUCCUCGAAAUCAACUCCACCAUUCUCAAGCGCUACGCCGCAUGCGCCGACGCUGCCGAAAUCAAGAAGACGGAGGAGGAGUGGAUGGAGCAGCUGGAGAGGGAGUACGCCGAGAGUCGAGAGGAGGGCAACGACGACAUGUGGACUAGCGGAAACACAAACCGAAGGCGAAUGGACGACUCCGAUGACGACGAAGACGAUGACGAAGAUGACGAAGACGACUCGAACAACGAUGAUAAGAGCAUAGACGGCAUAUAUCUGGGCAAGAAACCCCCGAAGGCCGCCAAACCAGCCGACUCAGACGACGAACAAGACAAAGACCCAUACCCAAUAUCCGACGACUCAGACGACGACGCCGCCAUGGCUGAAAUCCGCCGCAAAGUCCUCGCCUCAAAGGCCUUCUCCAACCCCGCCGCCGAAGAGUCGCGCAAGAAGCCCGCUACCAUCCCCAAUCCCCAGCAGUUCAAGCCCACCUCCGAUGUCGAACCCGACUCAGACAAUGGCGACUCGGACGACGAUGAUGACGAGUUUGACAACAUCAUCUCUGCCACCCCCGUCACCGACCGCAUCGGGCUCGCUAAGUUGGACAAGGAGCGCGAGCGCGCCGCCAUCACCACCAAGACCUUUUCGUCCAGCUUUACGUCAGCGCCGGGGAGG
Ilyonectria robusta is the source of this 1074-nucleotide messenger RNA. RefSeq lists its product as uncharacterized. Gene Ontology annotation, biological process: maturation of SSU-rRNA. Lineage: Eukaryota; Fungi; Ascomycota; Sordariomycetes; Hypocreales; Nectriaceae. Gene Ontology annotation, molecular function: rRNA small subunit aminocarboxypropyltransferase activity. The transcript has a single exon. The record is from RefSeq and is a predicted model, not a curated record. The annotation marks the transcript as partial.